Tetrahymena thermophila SB210 is the source of this 5844-nucleotide messenger RNA. RefSeq names its product MORN motif protein. The transcript is spliced from 4 exons. The record is from RefSeq and is a predicted model, not a curated record. Lineage: Eukaryota; Ciliophora; Oligohymenophorea; Hymenostomatida; Tetrahymenidae.
CUUUUUGUAAAUUUAGUUAGUGAGAUUAUUUCUAUUAUGCAAUUUGAAUAGUUGAUUGAGAAUUCUACAGUUAAAGAUCUGAAGAUAAACUAUAAAAAGGAUUAUAGAGAAAACUAUAAAUUGGUGAGGGAUGAGACGAUAUAUGGACUGUCAGUUUGUAAGACUUAUAUUUAAAAGAAUAUAAAGACAAAUGAAAUGUUUUUGUGUGUUUAAGAGACUUUCUAUGAUCAUUAAUCGCCAAAAAUAAUUAAUAUGCUAGAAACUUUACAGGUAAUUAAUGAAAAUCCUUUCUUUAAUUAAUUCAGGGCAUUUAGCUAUGAAGAACUUCAAUAGAAAUCAGUUAGAAUUUAUAUUUUGAUUGAAUAUUACGAUAUGAAUUUGAUUAAAAUAGCUAAAAAGAGGACUUUGAUAGAUAAAAAUUUGAUUGAUAGUCUCACAAAAUGUUUUCUUUGCUCGAUAUAAUUCUUGUUCAAAAUCGAAUCUUCUCUUUUAGCCAUUCACAGCUCUAAUGUAUUUUUAAAGUAAAUGAGUGCUAAUAUUAAUGAUGGCUACCUUGUAAAAAUACUUUACUUUCCUUUCAUGUAGUCUUCUUUUGACAUGGUUUUGUCAGGUAAAGAAAAACAUUAUAACUGCUAUUUAUCAGUAGAAGAGCUUGAAUGUCUUGAUAAAAAGUUAGAAAAUAUAGAAAUCAACAAUACAUAAUCAAAUAUUUUUAGUUUUGGGGCACUUUUACUAGAUUUGUUAAAUUGUGCUAAUCCAAAUGCGAAUGGAAUUUCGCUCAUUUACUGCAAAGACAGCUACAGGAUUGAUGAAACUAACUUUUUUGAGAGAAUAAACUUCGUUGCAGAGAAAUAUCCCAAAAGGGUGUUUCUUCUACUUGAGUAGCUUCUUAAAUUUAAUGACAGAUAAACACCAAGACAAAUUAUGAAGCUCUAUGAAAAUUAAUCUCAAAUAAAUAACAGCUAAAUCGCUGAUGACACAAUAGCAAAUGCUAAAUAAAGGAUCUAAAUGUAACUUUACAGUGAAUUCCCAAUAAAAAGCAAUGUUGUAAAUUCUCCAUCUAAUUAUAACUUCGCAUAAAAAUAAAAACAAAAUACUCUCAAUAACAAUAAUAAUUCUAGUGAACAGCAAACAUUUUCUAAUUCAGCCUUUCAAAGUAACCAAGAAGAACCUAUUUAUUACAACAACAAUCUGAGCAAUAAUCAAAAUAAAAUAAAUAAUGAAUUUUAAAAUAACGAAUUUUAAGAUAGAAAAUAUAAUUAACAGAUUUAAUCUCCACAAGAUUUUUAAAGUAAUAAAAACAACAAUUAAGUGAUAAACCCUCUUGGAAGCAGUUCUCAGUUUGAUUAAGACUCAAAUAGAAAUUAAAAGACUAGAAGCAAAUGGGAUAUACCUUCUAUUCACAAUUCUGGAUCUCGUUAGUUUAACCCAAUAGUUACUCCUUUUUCUAACAAUCAGCUCUCUCCAACUGAAAGGAAUGAAUAUGCAAACAACAUUCGAUAUGCUGAAGAUUCUCCUACUUUUGCCAAUUAAAACAAUAUUUCACCUUCUUAUUAACUUUCCUCAGAAAGUGGUAAUAAAAACUAGUAAAAUUCUUUGUACAAUCAAAACUCUAAUAACAACGAUUAUAAUUAAUUUCUUUUCCAAAGUAUUGACAAAGAUGCAGAAUAAAAAAAUAGAAAAUUUGCUGUUCAAGGUAGAGGAGAAGAUAACUAAGUAGUUUAUAAAAAAUAACCAGACUAAAUUUCGUCUGAAUAUUUUAAGCCGAACAACUCUUCAUCAAAUAAUUAAUCAUAAUAGUUUGAUUUCAAUUUUUAUAACUAAAUUUAAAAUGAUAAUGAUAAAUACAUGAACAAAGAUCUCCCCUCAAUACAGAUUUAAAAAGUAGAGUCUAAUUAUGAAAACCAUUCGCAGUAACCAAAUAAUAAUAAAAAUUAUGAUUAGCAAAACAGUAAAUUUCUCCUUAGUCCUUCAUCUCAAUUUUCUAAUAAUGAUUCGAGUUAACAAUAGUAUUCCAAAGAAAUACCAUAGGCACCUUAAUUACCUUCAGCUCCUUCAGCAUAAUCCUAAAAAGGAGCUAAAGAUGACUAUUAAAAAAAUACAAUUCCAUAAGCUCCUUUAUUGAAUGAAAAUAGCCAUUUAAAAACACCUCAAGUUAAUACAAUACCCUAGGCACCUUCUCUUAAUACAAUUCCUUUAGCACCUCCAUUAAACGGAAUUUAAGUACCAAAAACAAAUACCAUUCCUCCAGCGCCUUAAUUAGCAGGUAUCCCUCCUGCUCCCUUUAUUGGUGGUAUACCUCCAGCCCCUCCAAUAGGUGGUAUUCCUCCAGCACCUCCAAUUGGAAAUACCUCUCAAGGAUCUCAGCUAAAUGGUAUACCUCCUGCACCUUAAAUAAAUGGGAUUCCUAAAGCUCCUCCAUUAUUAAAUGGAAUCCCUUCAGCACCUCCUAUGAGCAUUUUAUAAGAAAAAAAUAAAAAUAAUUAAUAACCAAUACAACAUUUACAGAGUAUGAUAUAAAAUUCUUUAGAAGUUACAGAUGAAAAUAAUGAAUAAGAGUAAAUUAGGAAAAAAGAAGAAGUUCUUUAAAGGUUAUUUUAAAAUAAUAAUUAAGCAGCACCUGUUAGACUUCCAUUCUUUCUUCCAAAUCAAGGAGUUAAAAAGGAAAUUAAAGACGAAAAUAAUGCAAAGCAGGCAGACUAAAAAGAAGAAAUAAAAAAUGAUAAAAAUAAAGAAUUAAUUGGUAUCCCUCCUGCACCAUAAAACUUGAUUCCUCCUCCCCCACCACUUCCUCUUUCUAAUAUUUUAGUAGACACUAACUAUGUUGUUAAGCCGAAAUUAGAGGCUGAUACAACUGUAAGAGAUGAGUAAAAGGAAAGAAUAGAAAAUCACAAAAAGACAUAAAAUCAGUUAAAAAAAGAGUCAAACGAUGCUUUACUUCAAUCUUAAUCAGUUCUAGAAAGCUCUUAAAGAUUAAUAGAUAAAGCAAGUAAAGUAAAACUUCCAGAAAAUUAAACAUAUUCGACGACGAUACUUGAAGAAGAUGAAAACUCUGCUAACAAGAAGGACACUUUGGACACUUAUAGAACUUUAAAAGCAAGAGAAAAUGAAUAUUUGAAUUUAAAAUAAUAAAACUUAAUGAAAUCUCAGCAAUAAAUAAAUCUUUCUAAAGAAGAAGAGCUCAAAAAAAUAAGAAAUAAUCACUCACAACUGCUUGAUAAUUAAAAUUAACAUUAGUAACGAAGCAUUGAAAAUUCAGUUUUGAAUGCUAGUAAUAAAGGAGAUUUUUAUAACAAUAGAAAAUACUAAGAUGGAAACAAUCAAAUUUAAAACCAAAAUGAAAGCUAGCAGCAAUCAAAUUUAUAUGCCUCAUUCAAUCCUGACAGCCAAGAAAAAUCUCAUGACAUCCAUAGCUUUAAUGAAAAUUCUGUUGCAGUUUUUGAUAAUGAAGGAAGUCUCCAGAAUCAGCACAAACUAAAUUUUGAAAGUAUUUAAAAUGAAAGAGAAAUAAACCAUGGUGGUAAAGAUUACAAUAGGUAAAACGACAGAAGUGAUUUAAAUGAUAAUUAACAAUUUUUAUCUCCUUAGAAAAAAUAAAAUAAAGUUUCUUCUGACUAUGAUUUAGAAAGUUAUAGAAACGAGGACAAUUAAUCAUCUUGGAGAUUUAGACAAACUCCACCUUAGUUUUAAGAUGGCUAUGGGUUUGAAAAUGGCAUAACUCAAUAUCAGAUGAACAAUUCUUAAAUUUCUAACUAAGAUAAUAAUUUUAGGAGUUCCUAAAUUGAUUAAAGCGCCUACAAAUUUCCCACUAAUGUUAUUCAGGUGAUUAAUUCUAUUGGAGGAUCACUGAAUUAAUCUAGUGAUUAGUCUUCGAGUAUAGUCUAAGAAGCUAUUCGAUAUAAUUAGCAACAAGAAAUAAUACAGUAGCUUUAUCCCAACUUAAAUAACUCAGAAAGUAGAUUUUAAAAUCGCUCAGAAUAUCUUUAGGAAUCUAACUUUUAACCAAAUGUCUAUAAUAACUAAUAUGAUGGAAUUUAAAGCAGCUAUUAACCUUAAAAAAAUUAAUUUCAGUAAAAGAACGCAUAAAAUUAAAAUAAUUCUCCUGAAUCUACUGAAAAUACCUACAACAGCUAUCCUUAUUAAAAAAAUAAUUAAAAUUAACCAUAGAAUUACCAACUAAACAGCCCUACCACCUAGCUUAACAGCAGUUAGAAUAAUUUAAACAGCAGUUCAUACACUCCAAGUUCUAACUUUUAAAAAAAUAGCUUAUACAAAAAUAAUGAUUUUAUUGAAGAAUAAAGCUAAGAGUCAGAACCUGAAGAAUAAAACUCUCUAAUCUACAAAUCACCAAUCUAAAAGAAUGUAAAAGACUAUAUGAGCUAACUACAAAAAAAUAAAGAAUUCUUUGAGCAACUUCGUAAGCAGAGACCUCAAGGCUCUAAGUAAUUUGAUCCUUAAGAGUUUGAAUAAAUAGUUCAAUAAGCCAACUAAGAACCUGAUAAAAAAGGAGUGAGAAACAGCUACAAAAAUUCAUCUUAAGAUUCUGGAAUUCAAAGCUAUUUACCUCAAGUAGAUUAAGUAGUUGAAAAUAAUUUCGAGUAUCCUUAAAACCAAAGCAAUCAAAACAGCACAUUAGAUUCCUACAUUGAAAAAACAAUAGAUGAGUAGAUUUAUGAAGACAAUAAAAAUCUCUUUUUUUCAGAAUUUUAAGAUUUUUAAGAUAAGGAAGCUUUAAUUGCUGAAUUGUAUUAGCAACUUCAAAAAUUCCCAGAUACUAAAAAAAUAUAAUAUAAAAACAAAUCUUUUUAUGAAGGAUAAGUUCAAGUUACAGACAGGAGCAUUGUUAGAAACGGAUUUGGAAUCCUAAAAAUGUAAAAUGGGGACAUUUAUUGUGGUUAUUUUAAGAACAACUAAUUCGAUGGAGAGGGUGUUUAUUUUUACAAUCAUGGAGAUAUUUACAGAGGCUAACUUCGCAAAGAUCUCAGAUAAGGACACGGAACUUACUAUUACCAUGGAUUAGGAUUCAUUUAUUCUGGGGAAUGGAAUGGAAACGUGAAAGAAGGCUACGGAAGACUUCUAAUGAAAAACAAAGAGAAAUAUGAAGGCUAUUUUAAAUAGAAUGUAAAAUGUGGUAGAGGUAUUUACUAUUUUGCUAACGGGGAUACAUUUGAUGGUGAAUGGGUCUAUGAUAAGAAAUGUGGAUUUGGUACCUUAGAGUUCAAGGAUGGUAACCACUUCGAAGGUAAUUUUUAUGAUGAUCUUCCUUAUGGCUAGGGUUAAAUGAAGUUUAAAAAUGGGGAUGAAUAUAGUGGAAACUAUGAAGAUGGAUUAAUUUCUGGUUAUGGUAUUUACAUACAUGCCAAUUAACAAUACUAUGAAGGAGAUUUUAGUAAAAACUAAAUGAAUGGAGAAGGAAUAUAUUAUUUUAAAAAUGGGGAUAAGUAUUAGGGAUAAUAUAUAGAUGGAAUUCGAGAAGGUUAUGGAAAGUAUUUCUAUUAAAAUGGUUGUAUCUACGAAGGUUAAUGGGUAAACAAUUAAAAGCAUGGUGAAGGAAGGUAUAUUUUCCCUGAUAAUACAUAUUACUAAGGUUCAUUUGAAAAUUCAAUGAAGUCCGGAAUAGGAAAAUAAACAUUUAAAGAAAAUGAAUUCUAUAAUGGGUAAUGGAGAAAUGAUAAGAGAAAUGGGAAGGGAUUUUAUUAAUUUAAAGAUGGAAGCUACUAUGAAGGAGAUUGGCUAAAUGACAAAAUGCACGGCGAAGGAACUUAUAAUCUCAAAACUAGUUCUGGCUUUAGAAAGAUUUAUGGAAUUUGGAGCGAUGAUGAACUUUAUUAAAGUUUUGAAUGA